UUUGGGGAUUUCCAUCAAUGUCGAAACAUUGAAAUAGUUUUCUUCUCCGAUCACUGAAGAAGAAAUCGAAAUUUAGAGAGAGAGAGAGAGAGAGAGAGAGAGAGAGAGAGAUGGAGAAGUCUGUGGUGACCUUUGACAAAGGCACGACCUGCUCUUCUUGGAACUACUGUGGCGAGAGAUUGGCUACUGGUUCAAUCGAUGGAACUUUGGCCAUUUUCGACUCAGUCGACCCGGCUUCUUCGUCAUUCACUUGCACUUCUACAUCCAGGGUUCAUGAAGUGAGCAUUGUGAAAGUUGUUUGGGUUCCUCCGGAAUAUGGGGAUGGAGUUGCAUGCAUUUGUGCCGAUGGAACUUUGUCAUUGUGGGAGGAGGUUGCUGAAGAUACGAAACCCCUUCAAUGGAAGCUUUGCAAAGACUUUGAGACAAGUUCAAAUCAAGUGCUAGAUAUGCAAUUUGGAGUCUCAUUCACAAGUUUGAAGUUGGUUGCUGCAUAUUCAAACGGCCACGUGAAAGUGUAUGAGCUCCUAGAUCCAUUGGAACUGAAGAAUUGGCAACUUCAGGCAGAGUUUCAGAAUGUUAUUGAUUCAGUCUCCAAAUUUGGAAAGGCUGCAUGCUUGUCUGCAUCUAUCUCUUGGACUCCACAAAGAGGUGAAAGCCAGCAAUUGAGCUUUGUUCUUGGUUUCAAUUCGAAUGUAAUGCAACUCAAUUCUGCCAAGGUUUGGGAAUUUGAUCAGGAUCAUCAAAGAUGGCUUCCAGUUGCUGAGUUAGCUUUACCUGAGGACAAGGGUGACCCAGUUUAUGUAGUUGCAUGGGCACCAAAUAUUGGCAGGCCAUACGAGGUAAUUGCUGUUGCAACGCACAAGGGAAUCACAAUAUGGCAUCUUGGAUUGAACCCUGGUCUUGAUGGAAGGCUCUCGGUGGGGAAGGUUGCGUUGCUCUCUGGUCAUGUAGGCGAGGUAGUUUGGCAGAUGGAGUGGGACAUGAGUGGAAUGACACUAGCAACUACUGGAAGUGAAGGUGCCGUGAGGCUGUGGCAAUCUAACUUAAAUGACAUUUGGCACGAGCAGGCAGCUUUUGAACCCACCACCUAGUCCCUGUUAUUCCGACUGAAUGAU
Molecule: messenger RNA, 1115 nt
Organism: Camellia sinensis
Lineage: Eukaryota; Viridiplantae; Streptophyta; Magnoliopsida; Ericales; Theaceae
Source: RefSeq, a predicted model, not a curated record